Molecule: messenger RNA, 1451 nt
Organism: Pseudomassariella vexata
Lineage: Eukaryota; Fungi; Ascomycota; Sordariomycetes; Amphisphaeriales; Pseudomassariaceae
Exons: 4
Coding region: 54-1451 (465 amino acids)
Molecular function (GO): alpha-1,3-mannosyltransferase activity; GDP-Man:Man(1)GlcNAc(2)-PP-Dol alpha-1,3-mannosyltransferase activity
Source: RefSeq, a predicted model, not a curated record
GCCAAAACUCCAAGCCUGCAUUUUCUCAACCCAAGAAUGGACUGGCAGACAGAAUGGCGGAAAAGAACGGAAUCCAAGGGAAAAAAACGAUAGUCUUCUUGCAUCCCGAUCUGGGUAUCGGUGGUGCGGAACGUCUUGUUGUCGAUGCCGCGGUCGGCCUGCAGAACCGAGGGCACAAAGUCGUCAUCUUUACGAGCUACUGCGACCCGAGUCACUGCUUUGAUGAAGCUCGCGAUGGCACCCUCGACGUCCGUGUCCGCGGCAACACCAUAGUCCCAUCCUCGAUCCUCUCACGAUUCAGCAUCUUGUGUGCCGUCCUCCGUCAAUUACACCUGAUCCUGCAAAUCUGCUGGACCAGCGAACUGCAAGACCUCGCCCCCGAUGCCUACUUCAUUGACCAGCUCAGCGCUGGCCUGCCCCUGCUACAAUACCUGCAACCCCAAGGUCGCAUCCUUUUCUAUUGCCACUUCCCCGACCUGCUCCUAGCCCAGGGCCGCCAGAGGUGGUGGAAGCGCGUAUACCGAGUGCCCUUUGAUUUUCUAGAGCAGUGGAGCAUGAGCUUCGCCGAUGCCAUCGCGGUCAAUUCCAACUUUACCAAGGGUGUUGUCUCCGGCACUUGGCCCCGUUUGGCCCAGAGCAAGGAUUUGAAGACCGUAUACCCGUGCGUGGAUACCAUGGCCAAGAAGACGGGCGAUGCGACCAACGCGGACAAUGGAAAGCCGCUGUGGAAGGGCAUGAAGUUCCUGCUGAGCAUCAAUCGGUUUGAGCGGAAGAAGGACAUCGCUCUGGCUAUCAACGCCUACGCUGGGCUAGGCAAGGACGCAAGGAAGGGUGUGAGGCUCGUUGUUGCUGGUGGCUAUGAUAACCGCGUCCCCGAGAACGUCGGGUAUCACAAGGAGUUGGUUGAUUUAGCCGACUCCCUAGGCCUCCGCAACAUGACGGCCAAGACAAUCGUCACAGCACUCGAUGUACCCGACAACGUCGAGGUCCUCUUCCUGCUUUCGGUACCGAACCUGCUCAAGGAAAUGCUUCUCAAAUUCGCCAAACUACUAGUCUACACGCCAGCCAAUGAGCACUUCGGUAUCGUUCCACUGGAGGCCAUGCUGGUAGGCGUGCCUGUGCUAGCAGCCGAUACAGGAGGACCCACCGAGACCGUGAUCGAGGGCGAGACGGGAUGGCAUCGAUCGCCAGCUGAGGUAGAGAAGUGGACCGAGGUCAUGGACGCGGUGCUCAACAAGUUGUCCCGGGACGAACUGGCCAGGAUCUCCCAAAAUGGCAUUUCGCGCGUCCAGGACAACUUCGGCAACAUGCAGAUGGCGGAACGUAUUGAUGAGAUUAUGGAAGAGAUCCUCGAUAUGAAUGCCAAGUCGGUCAUCUCUAAGUGGACUCGAUGGGGUAUUGGCAAAGGGUUUGUGGCGCAGGAACUACCAAAUAUGACUCUGGUGUUAUAG